AUGGCUACAGCACCUAAAAUGAUAUUUCCUCCUAAAAGGUUCAAGAAUUGGGGUGGCCAAGACCCUCAAAGAACUGCUGAAGAUUUGGCUUAUUCCAUUGCACGCUUUUUCCAAGCUGGUGGUGUUUUCACUAACUAUUAUAUGUAUCAUGGAGGAACCAACUUUGGGCGCUCAACAGGAGGUCCAUAUAUUACAACAACCUAUGAUUAUGAUGCACCACUUGAUGAAUAUGGGCUUCCAAAUCAGCCUAAAUAUGGACAUCUGGCUCAACUUCAUGCUGCUCUUAAGUCAGUGCAGAAGGUUCUCACUAGCACCAAACCAACACACCAGCGUGUUGGAAAUCAAGUUAACUUGACAACAUUUCUUAACAAUGCUACGGGAGAAAAGGUCUGUUUCUUGAGCAACAUAAAUGCAGGACAGGAUGCCAACAUCGACUUAAAACAGAAUGGCAAGUACUUUGUGCCUGCUUGGUCUGUUAGCAUUCUUGCUGGAUGCAACAAGGAAAUUUACAAUACUGCAAAGGUUAAUACUCCAACAACUGUGAUGGUUAAGGUACCAAACAGGGCUGAAAAACAAUCUGCCCAGCUCUCCUGGACAUGGACAGUGGAGCCCAUGUCAGACACCCUCCGCGGACAUGGACAAUUUAAUGCAAUGAAGCUUCUUGAGCAAAAGGAGACAACUGUAGAUGCUAGUGACUACUUGUGGUACAUGACAAAGGUUGACAUGAAUGACACUUCGAGCUGGACCAAUGCAAAUCUGCUUGUGAACACAGCAGGCCAUGUACUUCAUGCCUAUGUCAACCAAAAACUUAUUGGAUCCCAAUGGGGCACGGGAGAAACAUAUAACUUCACGUUCCAAAAAAAUGUCAAACUUAAAAGCGGGACUAAUGUUAUAUCUUUGCUCAGCGCCACAGUUGGACUGCAGAACUAUGGUUCAUUUUUUGAUUUGUCGCCUACUGGAAUAGUUGGGGGCCCAGUUAAGUUGAUCAGCAACAAAAACGUUAUUAUGGAUUUAUCCACAAACCAAUGGUCAUAUAAGGUUGGACUGAAUGGUGAGGCCGAAAAACUCAUGGACGCUGGUUGUCAAUUACGCCAAGCAAUUAAAUGGUCCACAGAUGGACUUCCCAUAUUGAAACCCAUGACUUGGUAUAAGACCACCUUCCAGGCUCCAUUAGGUACAGACCCUGUUGUGGUGGACUUGCAGGGCAUGGGGAAGGGGCAUGCUUGGGUGAAUGGUCUAAGUAUUGGGCGCUACUGGCCCGCUUUCCUUGCUCCUGAAAAAGGAUGUAAUGACAGUUGUGACUACCGCGGAGUUUAUAGUUCAGACAAAUGUGUGACAAAUUGUGGCAACUCUAGUCAGAGAUGGUACCAUGUCCCAAGAUCAUUUCUCAGAAAUGACAAGAACACUUUAGUUUUGUUCGAAGAAAUAGGUGGAAACCCAACACAAGUGGCUUUCCAUAGUGUCACAAUUGGAGCUGUUUGUGGAACCGCAUACGAGGGGAGCACAUUGGAAUUGUCAUGUCAAGGUGGGAAAACCUUAUCGAGUAUCCAAUUCGCCAGCUUUGGGGAUCCUAAAGGAGCUUGUCAGUCUUUUAGUAAAGGCUCUUGUGAGUCUGCUACGGGCAUGUCUGUUGUUCAAAAAGCCUGCACUGGAAAAGAGAGAUGCUCUAUUAAUGUUAAUGAAGGAACACUUGGAACAAGCAACUGUGCCAACAUCAUCACUAGAAGGAUGGCAGUGCAGGCUGUUUGCUCAUGAGGACACCCUGUAUAUACAGAGUAUUUCUCUCUCUCAUUUUCAAUUUUCUUUUCCGAAUCUCCCAAACCAAGUGUAUAUAGGAAAUGAUAUAACGUGUUCUAUAAAGCAAACAAAUUAUAUCAGUCGGACCUUUGUCAGGUAUAUAACAGUAAACAUAUCUAGGAAUAUUUGAAAAUGUCAUUCUUCUUUUUAUGAGAGAGGUUUGUUUGCCUGACCUAUCCUCUCAGGUCGUGAGAGAUUUUGCUAGGUUAGAUUUUUUGCUUGCUGUAGUUUUGUAAUCUUGUUGCCUUUUGUGGCCAUUCUAAUUCGUAUGCAUCUCUUUUGUAUUAAAUGAAGAUUACUAUAUUGGCUUUGCUCUAUGGCUAACAUAGAUUUUCGAUCUGAUGAGCAGGAACUUAUUGAUUGAAGUAAAAACAAG
Molecule: messenger RNA, 2173 nt
Organism: Cornus florida
Lineage: Eukaryota; Viridiplantae; Streptophyta; Magnoliopsida; Cornales; Cornaceae
Product: beta-galactosidase-like
Exons: 12
Coding region: 1-1755 (584 amino acids)
Biological process (GO): carbohydrate metabolic process
Cellular component (GO): cell wall; vacuole
Molecular function (GO): beta-galactosidase activity; carbohydrate binding
Source: RefSeq, a predicted model, not a curated record